GGGUGUGUGUGGAGGGUGUUGCGUCACACCAGGACCUCUAUAAAGAAGGAGUGUGUCUCAUGUCAGACACACGGUUCUCCGGCUGAGAAGAACCAGGAGACGCAGAUGGAAGAUCUCUGGAGAUGGUUGCCUCUAACCCUGACCCUCCUGGCAGCCUGGCUCUGUCCUCACAGCACAGCUUCGCCUCCCAGGAAGAUGUCACACUUCAUCAGCCAGCUGGAGCAGCUGGAGGAGGCGGAGCCAGCCCUGACUCCACUGGGCAUGCUCAGAGCCCUGCGCACCGCAACCAAUCACAGCGAUGAACUCACCCACCACUUCCUGGGAAGCGGCUCGAGUGGAGCCGUCAUGGCGGCCGGUCUGCUGGCCUCUCUAGGCCGGGCCACGCAGCAUUCGGUGACCGAGGCGGGCCAGGAGGAGGGUGUGGUCCUGACCCAGGACGGCACCACGGUGGCUCUCGCCCCGGUCCUGCUGGGCCUGGAGGCGGGGCUGCAGGCCCACACACCUGGUCGGGUCCGGGGGCUGUACCAGCUCACCCUAGCCCGCAGCCUGGCUCUCUCCUUCCAGCAGCUCCACAGCUCCACCCCCGUCCAGGCCCCCGCCCAGGCCCCCGCCCAGGCCCCCGCCCAGGCCCCCGCCCUUGGCCCCGAUGGCUGCUGGGACAGCGUGAGCUCCCCCCGGGUGUUCACCCUGUCAGGGCCUCCCUUCGGGCCCACGGAGGCACAGGUGAACGGGGGCAUGGAUGGGCUGGUUCUGGGGCUGGAGGUGUCGGAGCCUGCCCAGCGCCCUGCCCGGGUCAGCGCCCUGCUGAGGAGCUACUACCGCCCGCUGCUGGAGGGGGGUCUGGACUCUGCCCCACGCCUGGUCAGCCCACGCCGCAGAGACAACCUCCGAGAGAUGGUCAGACCCCCCCUGCUCCAGAGGCAGGUGGUACGGUCCGUGGCACUACAGCGCAGGUUGCUGGGUCGAGCCAAGAUGGAGAGGGGGGAGAAAGAGGAACUGGCGGCUGGGGUGAGGGAAGGGAUGAAGGAGUUCGUCCACAGGUACAUGGAAUGUCCAGCCAUCAUCCCGAGGUGUCAGUGGGGUGCGUCUCCGUACAGGGGGUCCCCCACGCUGCUCUCCCUGCCCCUGUCCUUCCUGUACGUCCACCACACACACACGCCCAGCCAGCCCUGCCUCACCUUCCAGGUCUGUGCCCGUGACAUGAGGGCCAUGCAGCGCUUCCACCAGGAUGACCGCGGCUGGGACGACAUUGGAUACAGCUUUGUGGCGGGCUCCGAUGGCUACCUGUACGAGGGGCGUGGCUGGCUGUGGCAGGGGGCCCACACCCUGGGUAACAACGCCCGCGGCUACGGGGUGGCCUUCAUCGGGGACUACAGCUCCAGCCUGCCAGGGCGCAGUGCCCUGGACCUGGUCCGGGACCGGCUAGGGGCCUGUGCCACGGGGGCCGGUCGGCUGCUCCCCGACUACACCCUGCAUGGACACAGGCAGCUGGUCUCCACCAGUUGCCCGGGCGACGCCCUCUAUUCCGAGAUCACUGGCUGGGAGCACUUCAAGGAAGUGCAGAAAUUCUGUCUGGACGGUGAAACUCCAAGCUCCCGUCUACACAAAGAAUGAUUUUUUUUUUUCUUCAAACGUUUACGUAUCUCCUUCAAACACGGUUAUGAGCUGUGAUCAUAAUAAAGAGCUGUGGUAAU
Molecule: messenger RNA, 1694 nt
Organism: Osmerus eperlanus (European smelt)
Lineage: Eukaryota; Metazoa; Chordata; Actinopteri; Osmeriformes; Osmeridae
Product: N-acetylmuramoyl-L-alanine amidase-like
Exons: 5
Coding region: 106-1614 (502 amino acids)
Biological process (GO): peptidoglycan catabolic process; detection of bacterium; defense response to Gram-positive bacterium
Molecular function (GO): N-acetylmuramoyl-L-alanine amidase activity; zinc ion binding; peptidoglycan immune receptor activity
Source: RefSeq, a predicted model, not a curated record